This is a messenger RNA of Fomitiporia mediterranea MF3/22, 935 nucleotides long. RefSeq lists its product as uncharacterized. Bases 447 to 842 code for a protein of 131 amino acids. NCBI's taxonomy places the organism in Eukaryota, Fungi, Basidiomycota, Agaricomycetes, Hymenochaetales, Hymenochaetaceae. The record is from RefSeq and is a predicted model, not a curated record. The transcript is spliced from 3 exons.
CAAUCUGCUAGCGUGGACUUACGGAUAACUUUGCGUUAUAUUCGUCUUGCAAGGUCCAUCAUUGUCGUUACGGCCGGGAGACACUGCGGAUCCAAUUCGUCACCUCCCUGCUAUGCUCGCUGAGCUCAUGGUCAUGGAACGCUUGCCUGGAGAUCCGCUUUUUCUUAUCUGUGAAUGAUAUGCGAACCCCAAAUUUACGAUGAAAGUGCCCCAUAGAACGUUCGCGUUGCCUGCCUGCGAACAGUGCGGAGACAAAGGCCAUGAGGCUAGAACAGAUAUUAGUGUGUGCGUCAUUGGCCACCAGCCGCAUUAUCAAUACCAUACCAACUGCCUAGGCCGAGCCUUGACUCAAACAUGAGGCUCCAAACUGUUGAAAGCUCUCAACCGCGUCCUUCUCUCAUUACUUCUUUCUGGUCACAGCGGAGUAUUAGCUAGAAAUAUCGAUUAUGUCCCCGACUGAGACUUUUCGUGUCCUCCGAAGGGAAACAGACUCCACAGACACAGGAGACGAGGUAUCUGUGCCGACAGUGAGAAAGUCUCCAGAAGCAGCGCUAAUAGGAGGACUUGUGGCUGGAUUUGCCUCCAUCGCGAUGCUCGUUCUCAUCUUCUACGUCCUCUGGCGUACACGCAAGCGUACGCCCUACCUCAGUGCGCAACCAGAGAAAAUCAUUCCCAUUCGCGACGAAAGCCAGUUGUCGACGAGAAGUGGUUAUCCUGGUACGCCUGUUAGUGUCGAGACGGAUGGCGCAGAGAAAGAUAGUGGGCCUAGGGCAAGUAGAACGAGCUCAAGGUCACUGCUGGGACCGCAGGAGGCGCGUUCUGUUCAUGACCCAGCUACUUAACGUCACGCGUGUGGAUUACUUGCUUGAAUUGUCACUUAGAGCUAUUUAUUUGUUUAGUCUUUGUGUCUUUUUGUGCAUUGUGAAUAGAUUUUG